Messenger RNA from Tigriopus californicus, 2690 nucleotides. Its product is annotated as glycine receptor subunit alpha-4-like. Gene Ontology annotation, biological process: regulation of membrane potential; nervous system process; signal transduction. Gene Ontology annotation, cellular component: membrane; neuron projection; synapse. Lineage: Eukaryota; Metazoa; Arthropoda; Copepoda; Harpacticoida; Harpacticidae. The record is from RefSeq and is a predicted model, not a curated record. Gene Ontology annotation, molecular function: neurotransmitter receptor activity; extracellular ligand-gated monoatomic ion channel activity; chloride channel activity.
AUUAUUUUUCACCCAGUAAGACCAACUUCGUCUUCUGCAGUAUGAAACCUCCUCUUGAUGUUCUAAGCCGAGUGCAAGAGCCGAUGGGGAAGAUAUCCGAUUUUCUCCUUCUAACUGGAUGGAGUAUAAAGUACCUCUUAACCGGGAUCGGCUCGCUGAAGGUCCGCUGGAGCACAUUUCCACGAAGACGAGAGGAGAGAGGUGAGGAACUAUUGUCACGAUGUUGGCCAGUCCAGCUAAAGGAGAGGAAAGAAGAGCAUAGUAUCGUUGGUAUCAACAAAGUUUAUUGGAGGUUCCAUUGGAGGUUCCCCAUACCAUAUCCUCUGAAAACUUGAAGAAGCGAGUCUUUCCAUUAGGUGGGCGACUGCAGAAGAACCAACGCAGUGCCAAAGACCCGUGGAAAAAGAAACUGAUCCAUUCAAGAACCUAAAGGUGUGUUUGAACCUCCAAAGGGAUUGGUCCGUCUCAAAUAAGGGGUCCUUAAAAAAGUUCCAUUCCAUGUGAAUUAACGAAUAACAAACAAUCACUUGGGCGAGAAGUUUGCCCCUAUUGGAACGUGCAGCUUGUCUGCCGGUGAAGGCUUACUGGAUCUCCACCUUGCCCACAUACAACUCAUUCGUCGACAACAGAUCCACGUGUUUGUUUUCCACCUUUGGCCUUGGUAAUUGUAACAAUGCGAGGCAGGCUUUGCAUUGGAACAUUCUUGUGCUUGUUGGUGUGGCAUCAAGUUUUAUCAGACGUAGAAGUGGACCAAAACGUCACUUUAGCAACAACACUAGAACCACAACCUGUCCAGGAGGAAGUCACUGACAGACCCAACGAACACACUACUGCCCUCAAUAUUCUGGAUUCUCUUCUCCAACAUUAUGACAGGAGAGCCACGCCUACAAACCAUCUGGGAAAAGCAACAGUGGUCGAUUGCAAGCUCUACGUACGUAGUUUGGGAUCCAUCAAUCCGGAUACAAUGGACUACCAAGUGGAUCUUUAUCUCCGACAACAUUGGUUCGAUCCACGGCUCAACCAUCCUCAGUUGAACGAGCCAUUGGACUUGAAUGAUCCCAAUCUAGUGAAGGGGAUCUGGAAACCAGAAGUCUACUUCCCCAACGCCAAAGAUGCUGAGUUCCAAUAUGUGACUGUUCCCAACGUUUUGGUUCGGAUUAAUCCGGGAGGCAACAUUCUCUAUAUGCUCAGACUGAAAUUGAAGUUCUCCUGCAUGAUGGAACUCUCCAAGUUUCCAUUGGAUGAGCAAGUAUGCACCAUGGAAAUAGCGUCAUUUUCCAAAACUACGAAAGAACUGAUCUUGCAAUGGAAAGAUGAAUCCGCCGUGGACAUCUCCAAUGAGGUGAAGAUGCCCCAAUUCGAGAUCUUUAAGGUGAUUGCCGCCAAAUGCCAAGAAACGUUCCACAUUGGCAACUACAGUUGCUUGUUGGCUGAACUGCACUUGAAGCGAUCUUUAGGCUUCCACAUGGUCCAGUCCUAUUUGCCCACCAUUCUUAUUGUGGUCAUAUCUUGGGUUUCAUUUUGGAUGGACGUGGAUUCCGUGGCCGGAAGAACGACUUUGGGUGUGACUACGUUGCUCACUGUUUCAAGCAAAGCCUCGGAUGUCCAAGCGGAGGUUCCCUUGGUGUCAUAUGUCAAGGCUAUCGACAUAUGGAUGGGAGCUUGCACUGGAUUUAUAUUUGCCGCCCUAUUGGAAUUCACCUUCACCAACUAUCUGUGGAGACGUGGUAGAAGGGGUCACACAAGCCGACACUUCAACAAAGAAAACCAACUAAGUAAAAGCAUUCGUACCCCCUCUCCUCCAUCGUUCUCAGAAAAUGGAGGACGAGGCGAGCUGGGGCUUCAUCAAGUUCGACGGCGUCCAAACGGAGAGAAUGAACCUGCUGACAACGAGUGCGGAGAACCAAAUGGGAACAUUCAAACUGAAGUAAUUUCUCGCGGUGCUGGCGAGUUUGUCCGUGUCCUUCUUCGAGAUGAGGAUUUGGGUCGAGAAGAAUUUGCCGAUCGGGGACGAAAUUCGAACACUUACCAUGAUAUGUCAGACUGCAUUCUAGCCAUCAAUAUUGACGAAUGGUCGCGAACGGUGUUUCCCUUCAUGUUCUUUCUUUUCAAUGUAUGCUACUGGACUUAUUACAGUCACUGGAAUGUUCAUUAGGUCAAGUUAAAGCUCUUCCCAAAAACUCGGAAAUUCGAGAGGGAAGAGAGGGGAUCAUACUAUUAUUCCGAGGAAGACGAUGAAGAAGGUUGUGACUGACCCCUCAAGAUGAUUGUAAGUUGACUGUCGUUUUACGGGAUCUUCAUUGAGUUCAAACGAAGACCAAGGAACGUCAGAAGAGAUGACGAGAUCAGCUUCGAACUCUCACAAACUGCUUGAAAAACCUUCUUGUUGAGAUCCUGUGUGGAAUGUCAAGAAGAAAGUGAUGGAGACAGGAAAUGUACGUCUCAAUCUGAAAAUAGAGAAUGCAAUAUCUUAAUUAUGGCUCAAGUUGUUACUCUUACCCGUUCCCAGAGGAUUUUCAUUGUCUUAGAUUGAUAUUACUUCACGCAUAGACUAAUGCACUACAAAUAUUGCUCAGUUCAAGCUUCACAACAGAGAAAUGAUUACCAACUGUCGGAUUGACCAGUUAACUUAAUUUUGAACGAAAAUAUAAAAAUAAAACCAAACAUGACAAGACUCAAUUUAUGUUGUU